AUGUAUUUGGGAAAAAAAAUCAUGGAAGUAAAGCGGCUCGUGAGUGCAGAAGAAGCUCGUCGGCAAAAGUUGAUUGAGUACCUGACUGCAAAAGGGAAACUCAAACCUCAGAAUAACCCAAAACCCUACUUAAAGGAGUGUACCAACAGGCAAAACAAGCUAACGUCUCAAGUUUCAAAAACAGCACCAGUUUGCAAGCAAAGAGAAAAUGUUCCUCCAAAAGGAAAAUCUGCUCAUCCAUCAAGCAGCAUUAGGACAAAUUCUAAUUCAUGUGUGCAGCAAACAAAAAAUGUUCCUUCUAAAUUACCAACCAAGACAACAAUUUCUGAAUCCACUAAACCCAAAACUACAAAUGUAUCAAGGAAUAUCCAAUCGAAACACAGAAAGAUUAAUAGCUCUAAACAGCAAAAAGAUUCACCUGGGAGGAUAGGUGAAGCUGCUGUGAAAAAUGCUCAUGGAAAAAAUAUUACAUGUGAACUUCCACAAAACUGUACUACUGUAUUAGAUGGAUCAGAGGAAUGUAAAAGUAAUCUUAUACAAAGAGAAAGUGUAAUGCAAGAAAAAGAUUGUCCUAUUGCUGAUGGUUUGCGGAUAGAGAAUGCGUCUUGUUCAGUUAAUAAGUCUGUAAACGUGUGUGGUAUUGUGCAAAAACCAUCUCUACCUGGGUUUAAUAAAAUUACUCAGGCCAAAUGUAAGACUGCCAACGCAGUUCCACAGAGUCGUUCUACUUCUAGCAGGAUGACAAGUAAGAGCUUAACCGACAAAUCAAAAACUUCCUAUGGAAAGGACAAUUCAAAACCUCUCCCUCGGGCAUUACAUGGUCAAAGACAAACUAGUAAACCUGUGGUUCGGGUUAAUACUGGACAAACAAAACCAGUCUCCAGGCCAAACCUAUCUACAAAGAUACUGAACACCAAUAAUGCAACGCAGACCUGGCCUGUGAAGUCUUCAAAGAUUGAAACCUCACAUCAAAGAGAUCCUCGGGGAGCAAAGACAACACUGGCUCCAAAAAACAAUCACAAAACCCAAACUGUUAGGAAUCUUACUCCAUGUUUGCAAAGUACUAUAGCUGUCAGAAGGAAUAUAGGGGUUGUACAGAAGGGCACUGUGAGUAGCAACUUGAAGUCUGGCUCUUCCUGUGUUAUAGCACCUAAAAAAAUAUCUAGUAGGCCAGCACCCAGUGCUCACAGCAGGGACAUUAUUUCCAAAAAAGCCUUGGAUAAUCAGAGAGGCAUUUUACCAGUAAAACAAGGACCCAGGUGGUAUAGCACAGGAUCAAGUAUCUCCACCAGGCCAGCACCCAAAAAUCCUGGGUCAGUAGUAGUGUCUUCUGUUAAACCAGUAGGUACAAUGAAAAAGGAGGGCCUAGUUACAGUUAAUAAAUCUGUAAAGCACAAUAAAUCUGUUGUCAAUCACACAACAUCUCAAGCAACUGACACAGGAACCAGUAAUCCUGCAAGGACACAAUACUUCACCCCCAAAAGUGCCGCAGAGGAUCGCAGGUAUGUUCAUAUUGUGAAUUUUAACCUAGUCUAG
Molecule: messenger RNA, 1536 nt
Organism: Bombina bombina (fire-bellied toad)
Lineage: Eukaryota; Metazoa; Chordata; Amphibia; Anura; Bombinatoridae
Product: cytoskeleton-associated protein 2-like
Exons: 4
Coding region: 1-1536 (511 amino acids)
Source: RefSeq, a predicted model, not a curated record